AUGGGCGCAGCCGAAUCAAAAAUUCAGUUUAAAUCACACUUCAAUGAGUUGACAUCCACGAGUGAUAUUUCGGAGGAAAACCAAAUAUGGAAUUUCAUUCUAGGAGAUGGGAUUGAAAGCCGCGAACUGUGCAGUCUGGUUCCUGCAAAGGACGUUAGGGAAGUCAAAGAAACGCAUCCCGAGAACUUCGAAACACUGCUUAAGGUUUGCAUCAAACGGCUUGUUCAGUCAACCAGACCAUCUGCUAUUGGAUCGCACUCGGACCAACCCGUAUUAUCGAGUAUUCGCGUUCUGACGCGUGUACUUCCACUAGCAUAUGAAGGCGACUCCACAUGGGGUAUAGAUUAUAUUUGGAAAUCCACACUAGGAAAAGAUCUGAUUGAUACGGUGGCUAGAUUAUUUUAUUAUCCUGGAUUUACAGUUGAAAGUGACCAGCAAAUAUGGACUCAAGGUGUCGGGACGGUGCUCGAUUUCCGGCCCAGCGCGAGGAUGGUUGAGAAUCGAAUUGAGGUGAUGCGACUGCUUUUGGUCGCGCUUUCGCAGCCACUCUAUUCUGAAGAUACACCAUAUGGAUUGAAUUAUAUGGUCAGUGAGCUUCCAAAGGCACAGAUCAUGACUAUAUUUUGUUCGUUGUUCAAUACAAGUUUAGCCAACGCGAGGUCGAUUUGGAACAAGCCUUUCGAGGAAGAAGUUGUUCGCACAUCACAGGCAGCUAUGGCACAUUUGUCUCAGCAAUUAUUUUUGACGCUGGUCGUUCAUGUUAAUUCUGAGGGUAAGCCUAACGUGUUUCGGAAGCUUCUGUCCAAGAUUCGCCAAAAAGAUGAUUUGGAAUUGGUUGUCAGCAGGCUUGUGGUGAAGCUCGAUGCCAGUAUUGAGAAUUUGUCGCUAAUGUGGGAGUGCGUUCAGGCCAAUCAAGGAGUUCUCGAUCAUCUAGGCGGUGUUGUGCUGGAUGUGUGCAAGCGGCUUGUUGAUAUUGUUCUGCACUCGAGUCCGCAGGAAGUUCCUCGCACGGCAAGCUACUUACUACUAUUUCUGACAUCUCGUCAAGAUAUUGCUCCCUCAAUUGCGAAUGAGUUGCUCGGGUUGGCUACAAUCCCUAUGAAUCAACAUGUGGACGUUGUGCUCCGCAUUCUUUAUAACGUGUGUCCAUUUUGGUCGAGUUUGGAUGUGGAAACCUCGGUAGAGCUCACUCGGUUUGUACGGGAAAUCACUAUCAAUGGAACGCCUAAACAAAUUGUCUGGGCGACCAAGCUCGUCAAGCAGACGCUCGCCAGUCUCCAGGAAGGAGCCAAACCGCUGGUCUUUGAACUGAGUAAAGUCGCCUGGCCAGGAAUUCUGGCUUCGUGGUUUGCCGAGUAUGCCAGAGAAGUCAAAGAGUCUGAUCCUGUAACGUUUGAAGCGGUGCAGAUGCCCAAAGUUCUCACUGAAGACUACAGGUCUAUAAACUUCGAGUGGAGUCCCGAAAGGCUGCGAUGGUACGCAUCGAUAAUCUGGGGCACGAAUUUCCGGUACGAUCAGCAGGUAUUUGGCCCAGGAGCAUGGACGGGCACUCACAUUGAGCUGUUUAGGGUUGAAAAGGUGAACCUGAGGCCUUCACUUCGGCGGCCUCGCGGAGCGGUUGAUGCGGUUGCGGACGUUGUUGCAGAGCGGGCGAAAAACUGGAUUAUGAAAAAUAAAUAA
Messenger RNA from Wickerhamiella sorbophila, 1680 nucleotides. Its product is annotated as Protein HID1. Lineage: Eukaryota; Fungi; Ascomycota; Dipodascomycetes; Dipodascales; Trichomonascaceae. Gene Ontology annotation, cellular component: Golgi medial cisterna; membrane; Golgi trans cisterna. The record is from RefSeq and is a predicted model, not a curated record. The coding region runs from base 1 to 1680 and encodes 559 amino acids. The transcript has a single exon.